Molecule: messenger RNA, 3050 nt
Organism: Rhinolophus ferrumequinum (greater horseshoe bat)
Lineage: Eukaryota; Metazoa; Chordata; Mammalia; Chiroptera; Rhinolophidae
Gene: KCNC1
Product: potassium voltage-gated channel subfamily C member 1
Exons: 3
Coding region: 30-1598 (522 amino acids)
Biological process (GO): protein homooligomerization; potassium ion transmembrane transport
Cellular component (GO): neuronal cell body membrane; dendrite membrane; axon
Molecular function (GO): protein binding; delayed rectifier potassium channel activity
Source: RefSeq, a predicted model, not a curated record
GGCCGCGCCAUGCCUAAGGGGGCGCCGCGAUGGGCCAAGGGGACGAGAGCGAGCGCAUCGUGAUCAACGUGGGCGGCACGCGCCACCAGACGUACCGCUCGACGCUGCGCACACUGCCCGGCACGCGGCUCGCCUGGCUGGCGGAGCCCGACGCCCACAGCCAUUUCGACUAUGACCCGCGCGCGGAUGAGUUCUUUUUCGACCGCCACCCUGGCGUCUUCGCACACAUCCUGAACUACUACCGCACGGGCAAGCUGCACUGCCCGGCCGACGUGUGCGGGCCGCUCUACGAGGAGGAGCUGGCCUUCUGGGGCAUCGACGAGACCGACGUGGAGCCCUGCUGUUGGAUGACUUACCGCCAGCACCGCGACGCCGAGGAGGCGCUCGACAGCUUUGGCGGCGCACCCCUGGACAACAGCGCUGACGACGCGGACGCCGACGGCCCUGGCGACUCAGGCGACGGCGAGGACGAGCUGGAGAUGACCAAGCGCUUGGCGCUGAGCGACUCCCCUGACGGCCGGCCAGGCAGCUUCUGGCGCCGCUGGCAGCCACGAAUCUGGGCGCUUUUCGAGGACCCCUACUCAUCCCGCUAUGCGCGGUAUGUGGCCUUUGCCUCCCUCUUCUUCAUCCUGGUCUCCAUCACCACCUUCUGCCUGGAGACCCAUGAGCGCUUCAACCCUAUUGUGAACAAGACGGAAAUCGAGAAUGUUCGGAAUGGCACGCAAGUGCGCUACUACCGGGAAGCAGAGACGGAGGCCUUUCUCACCUACAUCGAGGGUGUCUGCGUGGUCUGGUUCACCUUCGAGUUCCUCAUGCGUGUCAUCUUCUGCCCCAACAAGGUAGAGUUCAUCAAGAACUCGCUCAACAUCAUUGACUUUGUGGCCAUCCUGCCCUUCUACCUGGAGGUGGGCCUAAGCGGCCUGUCCUCGAAGGCCGCCAAGGACGUCCUGGGCUUCCUGCGCGUGGUGCGCUUCGUGCGGAUCCUGCGCAUCUUCAAGCUCACGCGCCACUUUGUGGGCCUGCGGGUCCUGGGCCACACCCUGCGCGCCAGCACCAACGAGUUCUUACUGCUCAUCAUCUUCCUGGCCCUGGGCGUCCUGAUCUUCGCCACCAUGAUCUACUACGCCGAGAGGAUAGGGGCACAGCCCAAUGACCCCAGCGCCAGUGAGCACACCCACUUUAAGAACAUCCCCAUCGGCUUCUGGUGGGCCGUGGUCACCAUGACGACGCUGGGCUACGGAGACAUGUACCCGCAGACGUGGUCCGGCAUGCUGGUGGGGGCGCUGUGUGCGCUGGCGGGCGUGCUGACCAUCGCCAUGCCCGUGCCCGUCAUCGUGAACAAUUUCGGGAUGUAUUACUCCUUAGCCAUGGCUAAGCAGAAACUACCAAAGAAAAAAAAGAAGCAUAUUCCGCGGCCACCGCAGCUGGGAUCUCCCAAUUAUUGUAAAUCUGUCGUAAACUCUCCACACCACAGUACUCAGAGUGACACAUGCCCGCUGGCCCAGGAAGAAAUUUUAGAAAUUAACAGAGCAGACUGUCCUCAGUUAGCUCGGGACUUUUUCCCUGAACCCCCAGCUGGGCAAUCCCCUUGGGGGUAAACCCAAGGAAACACCCAGCAACCCCCACCCCACCACAGUCUGUGUGCCCCCCCGCCCCUCCCCGCCGUGCCCGCUGCUGGUCUGAACAGUAAGUACAUCCUGGUGCCUGGAGACCAGGUGGAAAGCCAGUCCUGCUGGCUGAGGGCCCUGACACCGGGGUCUCCUUGCUCCAAAGUUUAAAAAAAAAUGACCCUCUUGCGGACGCUCAUCUAUCUCAGCCCAUUUCAAAGCCUGGAAACCAUCUCCGUGAGACGCUGCCCAUGCUGCCAUUUCAUCAUUGCAAGCCCUCGGGUCUAGUGGGGGCUGAGGAGCCGUGGGCCAGGGGAGGAAAGGCUCCCCGCCUUCUGGGGAGCAGGGGGGAAUCCAGGUUCCUGGUGGCCAUCUCAUCCAAAGGACGGGGUAGAGGCAGAAGGGGUGGAGUCUUGGCUGAGCUGACCCUCUGGCCUUUUUCAGCAGUGCCUCAGGUUGAGAGAGUCAGCCCCUCCUUGGUUUCUCUCCCUCCCAGCCUCCCCUCUGGAGCUGGGGAGGGAGAAUGCUCCCUGUUUCUGAGAGCAGCCAAAACUGCAGACAAACCAGCAGCCCAGGGAGGCUGGCUCCUAAACACAUGCACCUAGUCACACACCCUCGAAGUCAUGGCUGAGAGAAGAAGCAGGCCGCGCAGAGUCCGGGGAUCUCUCCAGGGAGGGAGAGGUGCACAGCUCACGUCCUCCAAGGGAUCCUUAUGGCUGCCCCCUGCCCCCUGCCCCUGCAGGGAAAACCAGCCCCAACCAUGGGCCCUCUAAAGGGUGUGAGAGCUAGAUACUCCAGGGGCACGGCACGGGGGGCAGAUCCAUUGGGUUGGGGCUCACUCAGAGUCAGAGGAGGGGUCCUAGCUUUGACCACCCCUGGGCAAGAACUGUAGGCUGUCGAUGUGUCCACUGACAGACAAUGGCCAACAGAGAGACAGCAGGGCCUGGCUCCCCUCCCACAUGGAGACGCUGCCUGGUCGGACUUGCUGUUUUCCCAUUGAGGAACAUUUGUCCCGGUACAAGGGGCCCUGACUUCCCCACCGGCCCCCACAUCCUCCUCCCACAGACUUCCUCUCCUCUCCCCAGCCACCUCCUCCUCAGCCCAGAGACCCUGGGAGAGAAGCCAGAGGCCAGCCAGAGUGGGAGGCAGGGCCGGGCGUGUCUGUGCCCACUUGUGUGCCCGCAGACACGCCCCACACGCUAGGCAGCCCUCAGACCCCAGGCAGGCCCCAGCCCCAGUUACGUGGUAUCAGAGUUACCUUGGUAACUGGCCUUUCUGGCUCAGAGUAAAUUGGGGAGUGAAGCCCCUGGGAUUUGUCAAGAAACGCAUUGUACGUGAAAUGCUUUGCCAUCUUGUAUGACAGACUUUUUUUUUAAGUUCCAAAAUUAUGAUGGGAUUUUUUUUUUUGAUUUGCUUUAUGAAUAAACCUGAUUGGUCCAUUUC